This is a messenger RNA of Pseudogymnoascus destructans, 2955 nucleotides long. RefSeq lists its product as uncharacterized. NCBI's taxonomy places the organism in Eukaryota, Fungi, Ascomycota, Leotiomycetes, Thelebolales, Thelebolaceae. The record is from RefSeq and is a predicted model, not a curated record. The coding region runs from base 1 to 2955 and encodes 984 amino acids. Gene Ontology annotation, molecular function: catalytic activity. The transcript has 2 exons.
AUGGUGUCUAUUCCGAUUCGUCGUUUCACUAAUCUUCGUCAUGACCGUCCUGACAUUUCUGAUUCUAUGCUACUGAACUCCAAUAAUCAAACCGAAUUUACAGGAGUUGCUGAUGUUGUUGUUGCCGGUGCUGGGAUCAUUGGGCUCUGCUACGCAAUUCACCUUAAAAACAUUUCCCCUCACUUGGAGAUAGAUGUUUUUGAAAAGAGCUCCUCACCUACGCAGAAGAUCGGAGAGUCGACACUAUCUUCUUUCUCGAGAUUUGUUAGUGGAGAUAUUAUUCCUCACGACUACUUUCUUCGUCUGUUUGGCUUGAAAGAUGGAUUACAGUUUUAUUGUGUCGAUGAGCGUGGUUUAUCGGUUACAUCAGAGGAUAUUGGAGGACUUGACCUGUCGUUUCAGCUUGAUCGACGGAUGUCUGAGUUGUUUUUGACCAUGUGGGCUCAGAAGAUAGGAAUCAACGUAUACCAUGGUGUCGGUACUGAUUUCAAAGUAAUGCCGGAGGAUGCUUUUGCCAUAUCUACUAAUGGUGCUAAAGACGGCGCUGCUGCUCCCAACCAAGAUAGUGGAACAGCAAUGAAUUAUUUCAUGGCUCCACGGGUCUCGCUAGACGACGCUUCGCAUUCUCUUGGAACUUCUGUGAAAGCCAAAUUAGUUUGCGAUGCAACCGGAUUUUCGAGGAGAUUGACUUCCAAGUUUGGAAAUCGAGAGACGUUUGGGGGGUGGAACUGUGAUGCGUAUUGGGCAUAUUUCCAAGAGACGGGCGUUAAAGCAGAGGAUCGCCUUGCCCAUUGGAACUACCCAGCAACCAAGCAUAUUUGCUUUCCAGAGGGCUGGGGAUGGUUCAUCAAGCUCAUCUCUUGGGAGAAAUCGCCACUGAGUAAUCUUAUGGAUCUGAUUUCCUAUGUGAUCGACAACGCUAAGCGUAAUGUUGCUGCGUGCGACAUCCCCUCGACGAAGGUUCUAUCCGAAAUGUUUGAUUGUCCUUACGAGUUUAUAACCUCUAUUGGAUGGGCAGUUAGGAACGAUCACGAAUUCCCCGAUAAUCUUGAAGAAUACGGGGCUACUGAAUCCGAGAGAAAAUUCACCUAUUUCAAGAGAAAGUACCCAACUUUGGAACGCCUUAUGGAUAACAGCUACGCUAUUCUCCCUAACUACUACGGGAGGAAGACUUACUUUGUAAGAAAGUCCAUGGCUUUCCAGAGCCCAGUAGUAGCCGGGGAGGGGUGGCUUGCGAUUGGAAAUUCUGCAGGUUUCACAAAUCCUCUAAUCUCACCUGGAAUUAAUGCUGGAAUUGGUGGAGCAUUUUAUGCGGCUAUGCUUACCCAUGAAAUACUUGCUGCGCCAGAGGGGAGCUCGUGGGCGAUAAUGAAGAAAAGUGCCAACGCAUUCCAGGCUUAUCAUCACGAUUUCAUGAUGCCUCGGCUCAAUCAGAUGAAUAGGUGCUGGUACAACAUGUUUCGAGACCACAGACUAUUUGAGGCUUUGAUUCCAUCUUUCUGGGCGGUUGGAGUCCAAGAGAUUGACUACCUUUACGGAGCUAGUUUUGUAGCUGAGGACAUCAACUGGGUUGUCGGUGCUGGGACCGCCGACUUUCAAACAUACUCCAAGGCGGUUUUAGAUAUCUUGGAGCCGUCUUUUGAUGGUGUUGCUCCAACUGAAGACGCGGUGGAACAAGUUCAGGCUCUCACAAGUGAUGCACCAUCAUCUGUCAAUGAUCUCCUGAAGACCCUGCGGCGAUCUUAUAUCUCUCCCGAAAGCAGUCAUGAACCGACCGUCCAAACACCCACGUUGCCACCCUCCCUUCGAAACCUCCUCGACCUCCCCUCCACCCCAACACCAAGGCCUCGUCGGCCGCAGCGCCUAGAUGCAAAUGGUCAUAGGCUACCUGCUGGCCCUGCACCCCCGCAGAGCUGGCUCGAUUCAUCACGACACGCGCCCAAACCUGAGACGGAGAGCCAUGGUGUCCAAGGCAGCCGCCGGCCGGCGCUGCACCACCUCCCUGGCAUAACACGGAAGCCACGACCGGGAUCGUUGGUAGGUUACAGUCUGCGGCGCAUGGCGGAAGACUGGGACUUCCAGAACGAGUACAACCAAUACCAUCUAGCGUCCCUACCGACGCGACUGCGCACCUUGCUGCUCUCAUAUAUCGCCCGCUACGGACCCGUGGACGGAGUGGGAUACAUCGGGCUGGAGCGGCUCUUGCAGCUCCCCGAAGAUGACGAUAGCGGACAAGAAGUUAAUAAUGAAGACUUCACCAGGCUGGAUCUGGCAUCCGCCGUUGCUAGCUCUGUCAGCCUUAAACAUGUUAUGCGCCUCAUACACCCACCGACCAACGACUCCACUCCUGCCGUGGUGAGCUGGGACGCUCCAUCACCACCCCAAAGCAUCCGCGCCUCGCCACUCAUAGGACUCACACACGUCUCGCUCGCCAAUCCCGGCCCCGCAGCAUCAUGGGUUGCCCUAUUGGCGUUUGCAGCCGCAACACCAACGCUCACACAUGUGUCUCUUGCGUCGUGGCCAGCGCCAAACCUGACGCCGAAUGCAACGGCGGUUAACGCAAAGAUGAGCGCGAGGGGCUCGCCGGUGGUGAAUCUCGCUGCGGAGGACAGGUAUGCGCAUUCUAUUGAUCUGGACUUCUCAGCUGCUGCGGCGAUAUUGCGGAGGCUGGCGAGGAGGUGGUAUAGUCUUGAGUAUCUGGAUGUGGAUGGCUGCGCGGAGUGGUGGAAGGCUUUGGGUUGGGGUACGGAAAAGGAGGGUAUUGACUGGGCUGGUGACUGGGCGAGAGUGAGGUGCAUAAGUAUGAGGAAUAUGGAGGGAAGUCGGGGCGUUCGUACGAGUAGUCCCUUCGGUAAGUCGGCGGCGGCAAAGACGUUUGUUAGGGAGUUUGAAGCGUAUGUGAGGAAGCAUAGGGGCUGGAUUGAUAUUAUUAAAGAUGAGGAUAAUGUGGUAUGA